AAAUGGAACUUGAAGAUUUCGAGUGUUGAACUUGAUUGUUUUUUUAUCUUCUUCUGUGGCCGAUUCUUGAUCGGAAAGUGUUCUUCCAUCUUCAAUUGAAAUUUUAAUUUUCGACUUAAUGAAGGAACCGCUCUAUGGCUUGGAAAUGAAGUUAGUUUCCUGUUUUCGUUAUGAAAUUCUAAAGACUUUUCAUCGGAAGAAGAUUUGAUAGCUCAUAGUUCUAACUGCAUAAAGAUUCAGUGUUCUAUCUGCAUGUUUACUUGAUUUUCUAUGUGACUGGUCUUUGAAAUCCAUUUCAGAUUGUUAGAAAUGUUCUAGAAAUCUGGAUUUAGAUAUGGAUUUGCUUGUUUUAGAAGUGAUAGUUUAGUUUGGAGGUCGAAUCUUUAUUUAAUAGAGAGGAAAUUGCCAAUUCCGUGAAGAGUUCUAAUCCAAAUGUCAUUAUCUGCUGACUCUUCCAUGUUUGGUUUUUUUGUUUUCUAUUGAUUAACGUGCGGAAUUACUCAAGAUUUAUUUAUGUUAGAUCUGAAUAUGGAUAGUUUAAAUCCAGAAACGUUUCUAGAAGGUCAACUCCCAAAUAGAAUUUAAAUUUUUUGGAUUGGCUCUUGCUUUAAGUAUGCAGGCGGAGGCAUUAACCAUGGGUUUGUCUUUAUAACAUUCUCAAGAGCUCUUAAUCUCCUUGGCCCUAUCUUUCCUUGGGGUUGAAGUUUUGGUAUCUCAGAAGGGUUCUUUACUACAGAGUAUAUGGACAUGGAGCAGUACUUUGAGGAGAUUAGUUCAUUUGGAGAAAACAAGUCUUCUGUGGAGAAUUGGAAAUUAGCUUUGGAUGCCAUGGCAGAAACUCAAUGUGAUUCCUCUGGGCUAUUUGACUGUAACAUAUGCUUAGAGACUGUGAAAGAUCCUGUUGUUACACUUUGUGGCCAUCUCUUUUGCUGGCCCUGUAUUUACAAAUGGCUUCAUUUUCAGGACAGCUCUACAGAAAAACAAGGCCAACGACUCCAGCAAUGUCCGGUUUGUAAGGCGGAAGUUUCUGAUGCUACACUAGUCCCGCUCUAUGGCAAAGGUGAAACCCAAGAUCCAUUCGAAAGCAAGAAUUCGCAGCUUGGAAUCGUCGUCCCUCGUCGGCCUCAAGGACCUGCUUGCUUUGAGUCACCAAGGGCAACCUCUCACCCUUACCCUCACCCUGUUCUUCAAUUCCAGCAAGGAAAUUUAUCAGAUCAGUCGAACAUUUACUAUGCUGAAGGAGUAUUCGGAGAAAUGGUUUAUGCGAGAAUGUUCGGUGCGAUAACGAAUCUAUAUUCAUAUCCGAACUCGUAUCCUCUUGUGUGGAGCAGUAGUCCUAGGAUCAGAAGGCAUAUUUUGCAGACGGAUGAAUCACUCAACAGAAUCUGUAUCUUUCUUUUCUGUUGCUCAAUUAUCUGUCUUCUAUUGUUCUGAGGCGUAGGUUUUUGGUUUUUGUCUCCGACCCAUUGUAAAAGAAUCGUAGUUCGAACACUGCAUGAUUGCGGAUCGAGUCUGAUGUAGGUGUGGCUGAGUGUUGGUGGCGAUGUUGCCCCUUUGCCUGCCCUUCUUUUGCAGUUGAUGUAAAUAAUAAUUUUGCUUACAGCCUCAUUUACAUGGA
Molecule: messenger RNA, 1618 nt
Organism: Cucurbita pepo subsp. pepo (vegetable marrow)
Lineage: Eukaryota; Viridiplantae; Streptophyta; Magnoliopsida; Cucurbitales; Cucurbitaceae
Source: RefSeq, a predicted model, not a curated record